Molecule: messenger RNA, 2513 nt
Organism: Didymodactylos carnosus
Lineage: Eukaryota; Metazoa; Rotifera; Eurotatoria; Philodinida; Philodinidae
Source: the annotation of a GenBank genome assembly
AAGAGUGAAGACGAACAGGCAAAAAUUGAACAAGUACAUCAAUUUGUAGAAAACUGUUUGCUCUACAAGAUGUAAUAGCUUGUCAAGUUCGAAACUAUUCUGAUUAAUCUGUAUUAAUCAAAGAAAUCAGAAAAACCGUGACACCGCUUUUGAUCAUUAUUUGUCACAGCGUCAAGAUUUUUCUGGUUUUUCUUUGAUUAAUACAGAUUAAUCAGAAUAGUUUCGAACUUGACAAGCUAUUACAUCUUGUAGAGCAAACAGUUUUCUACAAAUUGAUGUACUUGUUCAAUUUUUGCCUGUUCGUCUUCACUCUUUUAGACACGUUUUUUAGAUAGCUCUCAGAUCGAUUUUUGGGGCUGUUUGUACAACAGUUGUAUUUUCAUAGAGAAUCAACGUUCAGAGUUGAGACACUUUUCAUGUUAUAGAGAAAUGUUUAAUCUACUUAAUUAUCUAGUUGCAAUUUUAGAUUAGUUUGUAGCUUUAUUGCAAUAACGGGACCGUUAGUUGGACAAGCCGUGUAGCCGUUUGCAUAUCGUUCCAACUAAGAUACAUUUCUAAUUCCAAAUCAAGAUACUUUUUACAUUGGGUAUUUCAGAUUUUGUUCGUAAAAAAUCCAAAGAGAUGUAUCAACAAUAUUAAAUAAAGAAAAUUUAUAUUGUUGUGAGCGUCUCAGAAGGGUAUUGAACAUUGAAUGAGUACGAAUAAUAAUUGCAGAUAUUCUCUUAUUUCACGGAAUAAUAAAACCACAUCUAUGAAUAACAUUUACGGGCAUAAGAAUAUCCAAUAUCGAGUGCAUGUUGAUCAAGUGAUUUCAUUGUAUCUCAGUUAAGAAAAGUAGUUCUAUUUAUAUUUUUCCAUUUUCCAACUGAAAUACCCAAUUUAACAAGUAUCUUGACUCAAAAUUAAAAAUGUAUAUCUCAGUUGGUACGUAGCCGCUGUUUGCUAUAAAAUGCAUGUGCUUUUGUAAUAAAAUAAAACAGAUUCAUUUAUAAAUAAUCGCUGCAUAUUUCAUAUUUAAUCAAUUAAAAUUUUGCAUACACAUCGUCCACAUUUGUACGCCAAUUUAGAAGAAACGCCAUAUUUUUCUUUCUUUAUCAUCGUUAAGAUUCAAAGUCGACGAUGUAAUGAUUGAAAUCUCAUGAAAUGAGUGUGCGAUACUGAAAUUCAAAUUUACACUCGAUAUAAACUAUAUUGCUAGCAUUGUUACGUUUGAAUUAUAGAUUUCAGUAUCGUUUCAAAUAGGUAAAAUAUUAGCCUUUUUUAUUCUCGAAAUAAUCAUAAGGAUUGUGUUGUUAACGUAUUGACUAUCAAAGUGUAUUAUCAAUAAAUUCAUCGUUGUUCAUACAGGUGCUAUUCGUUCUUUCUAACAAUAUCAUUUUCUGGUACCGCAAUUAUCUUGUCGUGAUGUUCUACUAAAUGCUUGACAUUCAAUGCAUAAGUUUUUCUGUAAAAAUGUCAGACAAAUUUUGCUGGCUUUUUUAAGAAAGUCAAAUAACUCAUUAAAAUAAAUUCGAUCUCCUGCAAAUUAUUGCUAUGCGUGUAUUUGCUUGAAAAAAAAAAUUACACGCGAAGCAGUGAUGUGACUAAAGAGCUUAUGACAAUUAUAUUUCACUAAAACAAAAUAAUAAAAGAAAUAUAUCAAAACUUGAUAUAAUAGUAUAAAAACUCUUCACUCGUUACUAUACUCGUCAUUCUGUUACAUUAAGAAAAAAGCGAUCUUUCAAAAUUUCACUAUGGCUAUUUCAUAUGGAAAUCUUAAAAUCGAACCGCAUCCGGAUCAGAAAUCAAGCGAACGUUUAGUAAGAUGUCAAAUAAGAAAUAUAUGAAAGGAUAAAAAACAAUUCUGUAUCAGAUAUUUUUGACUAUUUAGUAAUGUUAAAUAUUUGUUUGUUCUAUUUUCUGUUUAGAAAUCGUUGAGAUUUAUUGAAUACAGUGAUCUUAUUGUACGUCGUAAUACGCAUGAAUCAACAAUGUUAGACUUGCGUUUACAAAAAUUAAAACGUCAAAAAACAAUGUUCAUACAUCAUUAUAAUCAAGAUAUUCAACAAAAACGUUUAGAAUUAGAACAAUUUUUAAAAAGUUUAGAACCAUUAGAUCAACACGAUGAUUCAGGCGAUGAUGAAAUAGUUGAUAUGGUACCUCAAUCUCGUCUAUCUCGUCUAUCUCGUCAAUCAACAACAACAUUUAAAGAUAAUCCAAUGUCAUUUUAUUCAAUAAAAUUGAGAAAUGCAUCGGCACCUGUACGUUCAUAUCGUACAUCAUCAAUGCCAAAAGUAUCUCUCGAUAUUCGUCCAAAUACAACCGUUGAAAACCGUCGGUUAGCAAGUGCACACUUUUUAAGAAAUAAAUCGGCAUUAAGUGUGUUUAAAGAUAUUACAUUGAGACCGCCGUGUAAGAAUAUAUUGGAUAUGUUAGUUUUAGUAAAAAAUAACGAUAUGAACGAAAAACCUAUUUAUAGUAAUAAUUAUUUGAGAAAAUGGUCCAGACAAAACAUUCGACGAUUUGUUUCAUGA